AUGCGCGUAGUGUCCGAGCUCGUCGCCAGUCUCGACACAAUAUCGCGCUUCAAAGGUGGGACUGUCGAGUCAGGUAGCAGACCAUCGCGGAUCCUUGCAGUUCGUGAGCAGAUGUUUGGAUCACUUUGGAAUCCGGACGGAUCACAGGCGAGCGGUCGCGUGCCCACGGCCCGUCCGGCGGAGAUUCAGAGCCUAGUAGACGGUACACGAUUGGUGGCAGAGUGCAUAAUCGCUGGUGAGUCCGUAGAGCCCGUGGAGCUGUCAGGCUCGGCUGCUCGAGCGAGGGCGAUUGGCUUACGUCGUGGCCUUGAGCUGCCGAGUUUCUCUCGAGGCGAGGGCAGCAUACGUGAGACAGUUUCUAGCGGCAGGAUCCUCAACACCACAAGCCGGCACAGUGUUUCGACGUCGGCCAACGCAGGUGCUUCUGCUAUUGGACCUGCAAGUCGCUCAGACUCGCAGCAAAGCUCUUUUGCAGCUGCUGUUGCUUCUCCGUGGCUUGGUAUUGAUACCUUUGAAGAGAGAGUGCUGGGAGGAAGACUGCGUCUCCAACUGGUCUCGGGGAAUGGUACGGCCAGCAGGCCAAGAGCUUCGUUCAUGCACGGCAUUCCACCGUCGUCCACUCACGACGGUUCUGGGACAGACAUUGACCAGAUGGAGCCGCCAAUUUCACAGUGGGCUGCAGCAGUAUCAAUCGAUCCACCUUCUGCAGAGCUUCCCGCCACCGUUGAAGUCGUCAACGAAGCCAUCGCCAACAACGAAGUGCGAGUCCUUGGAAACAGCAGGGAGGAGAUCAUGGCAUUCCACGCCCGGCGCCAAGCCAGCGAGGAUCAGACUCGAAUGCGAGCAGCCGCCAGGUCCACACCAUGGGUAUGA
This is a messenger RNA of Fulvia fulva, 873 nucleotides long. RefSeq lists its product as uncharacterized. NCBI's taxonomy places the organism in Eukaryota, Fungi, Ascomycota, Dothideomycetes, Mycosphaerellales, Mycosphaerellaceae. Bases 1 to 873 code for a protein of 290 amino acids. The transcript has a single exon. The record is from RefSeq and is a predicted model, not a curated record.